Molecule: messenger RNA, 5150 nt
Organism: Tachysurus vachellii
Lineage: Eukaryota; Metazoa; Chordata; Actinopteri; Siluriformes; Bagridae
Gene: epb41l2
Product: erythrocyte membrane protein band 4.1 like 2
Exons: 24
Coding region: 178-3126 (982 amino acids)
Biological process (GO): cortical actin cytoskeleton organization
Cellular component (GO): cytoskeleton; plasma membrane
Molecular function (GO): actin binding; structural molecule activity
Source: RefSeq, a predicted model, not a curated record
UACAGCAGGACGGAGUCUCAGCUCCAGUUGUUGAUUUUCCCUCAGACUGAUUUUUCCGUUUGGGAUUUUUUUCGGCUUUAAAACAUUUGUGCAGGAUUUCGGAGCGGAGAUAUUUUUCCUACGAGUGACUUUCUGUUGAUUCGUUUCUACUCGAAGGCUUAAGUCUGAUCGGCUGCCAUGACGACAGAGGCGGGGUCAGAGGCGGAGGUGAAGAAGGAGCCGGAGGAGCAGCAGUCUGAGGAGCAGCAGGCGGAGGACCCCAGCACAGAGAGCACGCAGAACACUGACACAGAACCUCAACCUGCCCCGGAGAACCCUCAGAACCUUGAGAACCCAGAGAACGUGGAGGCGGAGCCUGCUGAGCCCACAAGCCCCGCCUCUUCCAGCGGGCAGAAGAAGGACAAGGGCAUCUCUCGCUUCCUGCCUUCAUGGGGCAAACGGCAGAAAUCCCUAAGCCAAGUGGAGUCUAAAGACACGCCCACUCAGACACAGGAAGAGGAAGAGGCGGAGCCAAAGGGAGAAGGCGAGUCACCUGAGAGGAAGCAAGAGCAGAACUCUGUGUGUAGCUCAGAGACACAGCCAGGGAACGAGGAGUCUGAGAAGAAAGGAGCAGAGGAGCAGAGCACCGUCGUGUCUCCUCUGAAACCUGGAAAGAAGAUGAAGAUGGUGGUGUGUCAUGUGACCAUGCUGGACGGGAGCCAGUUCCAGUGUGAGGUGGAGAAGCGGGCCAAGGGUCAGCUCCUGUUUCAGAAAGUGUGUGAACACCUGAACCUCCUGGAGAAGGAUUAUUUUGGGCUGAGCUUCAAAGACAACGCAGACCAGAGGUGCUGGCUUGAUCCGAUGAAGGAGAUCAAACGUCAGAUUCGCAACUCUCAGUGGCAGUUUGCUUUCAACGUGAAGUUUUAUCCGGAUCCCUCACAGCUCUCUGAGGACCUCACCAGGUAUCUGCUGUGUCUGCAGUUGAGGCAGGACAUCGUGUCUGGUCGGUUGCCGUGUUCCUUCGUCACUUUGGCUCUGCUCGGCUCCUACACCUUACAGGCGGAGCUCGGAGAUCACGACACGGCCGAGCAGCAGCUUCACUCCAUCGCUGACUUCCAGCUUGCUAAAGAUCAAACCAAAGAGCUUGAGGAAAAAGUUCUGGAGCUGCACAAGUCCUACAGGGGAAUGUCUCCAGCUCAGGCUGAUGCUAAUUUUUUGGAAAAUGCCAAAAAGCUGUCCAUGUACGGUGUUGACCUUCAUCAUGCAAAGGACUCAGAAGGCGUGGACAUCAUGUUAGGAGUGUGUGCUAAUGGUCUGUUGAUCUACAAAGACUGCCUGAGGAUCAACCGCUUUGCCUGGCCAAAGAUUCUCAAGAUUUCUUACAAACGCAGCAACUUUUACAUCAAGAUCAGACCAGGAGAGGCGGAGCAGUUUGAGAGCACAGUGGGAUUUAAGCUGCCCAAUUAUCGUGCUGCUAAGAGGGUUUGGAAAGUCUGUGUAGAGCAUCACACCUUCUUCAGGUUGUCGAAUCCGGAGCCACCAACUAAGUCGAAGUUCCUGACUCUGGGUUCUAGGUUCCGUUACAGCGGGAGAACCCAGGCUCAGACCCGACAGGCCAGCACUCUGAUCGACCGACCUGCUCCACACUUCCUCCGCACAGGCAGCAAACGCAGCUCACGCAGCCUUGACACUGCUCCUGCGAGCGAUCGCGGUUACGGCGAGAACGGCCGUGACCCCGCCCUGGACCUGUCGUCCGAUUCCAAGAUUCCACAGGUGAAAGAGGGGGCGGAGCCUGGAGAGGCCACAGCCACAGAAGUUGCUGCUGAACCCGUAGCUGAGACUGAAACAGACGGACCUGAUGCUUCUAAAUCCAAGAGCAAGCUGAGAGUGCAGGGAGAGAAUAUUUAUGUCAGACAUAGCAAUCUAAUGCUGGAGGAUCUGGAUAAGACUCAGGAGGAUGUUUUGAGGCAUCAGGCUAGCAUUAGCGAGCUAAAACGCAGUUUUAUGGAGGCGGCUCCAGAACCUCGGCCCAGUCAGUGGGAAAAGCGUCUGACGGGCAGCCCCGCCGCAACCAUCCUGCGUCCGCCUGUCCCAGGGAUAAACCCCGCCCACCUCGAGAGCGCACUGUGUGACAGCGAUGACAUCAGCAAGAACGAACAGAAUUCAGGGCUUAACGGUCAGCCCGAGGUUAUAGAAGUCAUGGAGGAGAUCAUCGUUAUCGAAGAGGGCAAAAGAACUAAGCCCAAAAGCCCGGUCCCUGAUGUGUUCACCGAUGUAACCAUGGUUACAGAGAAAGCCCCGGAAGCAAAGGAAGAGGAGGAGGAGCCGGAAAAGAGCGGGUCGUCAGAGAGCGAGAGCGAAGAGGAGGCGGAGUAUCACGCUCAGCUUCCCACCUCCACAGACUCCACCCAUCUUAUCAAAGAAGAGCCUGAAGAAGAGCAGGAACAAGAGGUGGAGCUUAAUGAAGAAGCCACACCUACAGAGGUGGAGCUCCAGCCAGUGAGCGAGUCCUUGAAAGAAGAGAAGCCAUCAGCACAGGCAGAAGAGGACGUGUCAGGAGAUGACGUCUUGGUGACACCCGAUGAAGCACCCAAUGGUCACGCUGAUGAAGCUGAAGCUCCACCCACUCCAUGUGCUGUGGCUGAGGAGCAAGAGGAGGAGACUCGUGUCAUCAACGGUGACGCGUCUCACAUGGAAACGGAGCGCGUCCCGCAGGUGAUCUGUUGCUCGGAGCCCCCGGUGGUGAAAACAGAAAUGGUGACCAUCUCAGACACUUUUGCAGCUCAGAAGACGGAGAUCACCACGACGGAGGUCCCCAUCGUUCACACGGAAACCAAAACCAUCACAUACGAAGCUGCUCAGACGGAUGGUGCCGGAGAUGGUGAGCCCGGUGUACUCAUGACAGCUCAGACCAUCACCUCGGAGUCUCUGUGUACAACCACUACUACACACAUCACCAAGACACUAAAAGGCGGGCUCUCAGAAACACGGAUCGAGAAGCGCAUCGUCAUCACAGGCGACUCUGACAUCGAUCAUGACCAGGCCUUAGCCCAGGCCAUAAAGGAAGCCAAAGAGCAGCACCCGGACAUGUCUGUGACCCGUGUGGUGGUGCACAAGGAGACGGAGCUGUCUGAGGACGAGGAGUAAAGAGCUGAAGCCUGUGUUUCAUCUUUUAUUGAGUUUCUGGUGGACAUCUCCCCCUGCGCCCCCCCGCGUCCCCCUGCGUCCCCCCAGCGAGUGAUGGUGUCUCUCAGUGAGGACGAGAUCGAGGACGAUGCCGAUGCUCUGUUUAUCGUUAAAAGAAACCGAACCACUUCAGCUAAUAUUUUGUAGUGUUUAUUAUUGUUUUUAUUAUUUUAAAUUUUUUUCCCCUAAAAUAUUGUUCGAUGUUUAUUACUCCAGAUCGGAUCCCCUCCCCCCACCCCACCCCUCCCCCCACCGACCCCAUGAUGAGUUUUACAGAGUUGCUAUUGAAGGUCCACUCGGGUGGAUAAAGCCCACUUCUAUACUCUAUACUCUCUCUAUAUAAAUAUAUAUUUAAUAAAAAAAACUGUUUUGGUCACGGACCAUUUUUUUAAGUGGGAGGGGUUUAAUGUUUUUAAGGAGAAGUAGGCGGGGCUUCUGAUGAACCGCAGUCUCAUUGGCGUGUUUUUAGGGACCAGCUUGUGUUGGUUUACUUGCACAUCAGUGCCAAUCCUUCCUCUAGACACACACACACACUCACAGACACACACUCACACAUAUACACACUCACAGACACACACUUGCACAUAUAUACAUUCUCACACUCACACACAGACACUCUCACACAGACAAACACACACACACUCACAUUCACACACACACAGACAAACACACAUAUACACUCACAGACACACACACACUCACACACAAACACACUCACACACCCAGAUAUACACACACAGACACACACACAUAUAUAUAUAUAUAUAUAUAUAUAUAUAUAUACACACACAGACACACAUAUAUACACACACAGACACACACACCAUAUAUAUAUAUAUAUAUAUAUAUAUAUAUAUAUAUAUAUAUAUAUAUAUACACACACAGACACACAUAUAUACACACACACACUCACAGACACACACUCACACAUAUAUACACUCACAGACACACAUUCUCACACACACUCACACACACAGGCACACACACUCACAUUCUCACACACACAUUCACAUUCUCACACACACACACACAUUCACAUUCUCACACACACACACACAGACAAACACACACAUAUAUACACUCACAGACACACACACACUCACACACACACAAACACACACACAGACACACAUAUACACACACACACUCACACACACAAACACACUCACACACCCAGACAGACACACAGACUCUCACAGACACACAUAUAUACACACACACACAUAUAUAUAUAUAUAUACACACAGACACACAUAUAUAUAUAUACACACACACACUCACAGACACACACUCACAUUCUCACACACACAUUCACAUUCUCACACACACAUAUAUACACACACACACAUAUAUAUAUAUAUAUAUAUAUACACACACAGACACACAUAUAUAUACACACACACACUCACAAACACACACACUCACAUUCUCACACACACAUUCACAUUCUCACACACUCACACACACACAAACACACACACAGACACACAUAUACACACACACACAAACACACACACAGACACACAUAUACACACACACUCACACACACAUACAUUCCACCACAGGGAGGUGUGCUUCGUCUACCUCUACUAGUACAAAAAAAUAAUAAAUACAAAUAAAACCUGAUACAAAAUGACCAAAAGGAGAUUUCCUGAAGUCUCUCGGCAGCUCGACGUGUCCCACUUUUCAUACGCAGAUUUUAUUCCUCCUAAAAUUCCUGUUUGUACAAAUGAAACAAAUCAUCGUUCCUUUUUUACACAUUUUAUUAAACUUUUUUCCCUUUAGUUUGGUUUUCACUACGUCAUUUUUACACCAGAAUAAAAACAAAAUCAUCCCCCCCCCCCCAUGUCUACAUUGAGGCACUCAUCUUUCCCGCCUCCGUCUCUUCAUCAGCUCGUUCUUUGUGUUUGUGGCUCCUCUCACUCACCAUUUCCUCUCAUCUCUUUGUGUAACGAUGUUUAAAUAAAAGUUUGUUUAUUCUCUAA